GGGGCGUGGCCCGGCCGGAUCGGGUCUGUCUUCGCGGCUGGACGCGGGCGCCAUGGAGGAGUAUGCUCGGGAGCCGUGCCCAUGGCGCAUUGUGGAUGAUUGCGGUGGAGCCUUCACCAUGGGUGUCAUCGGUGGCGGAGUCUUCCAAGCCAUCAAAGGCUUCCGCAAUGCCCCCGUCGGAAUUCAGCACCGGUUGAGAGGUAGUGUCAGCGCUGUGAGGAUUCGAGCCCCCCAGAUUGGAGGUAGCUUUGCAGUGUGGGGUGGCCUAUUCUCCACGAUUGACUGUGGCUUGGUGCGGCUGCGGGGCAAGGAGGAUCCCUGGAACUCCAUCACCAGUGGAGCGCUGACUGGUGCUGUGCUGGCAGCCCGCAGUGGCCCACUGGCCAUGGUGGGCUCGGCAAUGAUGGGGGGUAUCCUGUUGGCUCUCAUCGAGGGUGUUGGCAUUCUCCUCACCCGCUACACUGCCCAGCAGUUCCGCAAUGCACCCCCAUUCCUGGAGGACCCCAGCCAGCUGCCCCCCAAGGAGGGUGCCCCGGCCCCAGGCUAUCCCAGCUAUCAGCAGUAUCACUGAGGAAGUGACCGCCUAACGCCACCACCGUGGGAGCCCCUCCUCGGUUCCCUCCCCGAUGAUCUACCUCGAAGGGAGGGCUGGCUCCCAGUUGGCCCCAGGACCCUCCGGAGAGGGUCUCUACUCUGCUCCUUUGUCCCAGGGUGGGGGUGGGGCACCCCAGCUGCCCUGAUGGAUGGGUCCCCUCUUUCUCUCUCAGGGCACCCCAGCCCCACUCUCACAUGUAGCAAGCUCUCACCCCAGCCCCUUUGUGUGGUGUUCUGAAGAGUAUUUAAAGCCAGUUUUGAAAUGCC
Trichechus manatus latirostris (Florida manatee) is the source of this 861-nucleotide messenger RNA. It is a transcript of the gene TIMM17B, whose product is annotated as translocase of inner mitochondrial membrane 17B. The transcript has 6 exons. Gene Ontology annotation, cellular component: mitochondrial inner membrane; TIM23 mitochondrial import inner membrane translocase complex. The record is from RefSeq and is a predicted model, not a curated record. Gene Ontology annotation, biological process: protein import into mitochondrial matrix. The coding region runs from base 53 to 571 and encodes 172 amino acids. Gene Ontology annotation, molecular function: transmembrane protein transporter activity. NCBI's taxonomy places the organism in Eukaryota, Metazoa, Chordata, Mammalia, Sirenia, Trichechidae.